Messenger RNA from Hippopotamus amphibius kiboko, 3382 nucleotides. It is a transcript of the gene SMYD1, whose product is annotated as SET and MYND domain containing 1. The record is from RefSeq and is a predicted model, not a curated record. Gene Ontology annotation, molecular function: protein binding; histone H3K4 methyltransferase activity. The coding region runs from base 39 to 1511 and encodes 490 amino acids. NCBI's taxonomy places the organism in Eukaryota, Metazoa, Chordata, Mammalia, Artiodactyla, Hippopotamidae. Gene Ontology annotation, cellular component: nucleus. The transcript has 10 exons.
AGUGUUAAAUAUCUGCUGAGCUGCCCGAAGACUCUGAGAUGACCAUAGGGGGCAUGGAGAACGUGGAGGUCUUCACUUCUGAGGGCAAAGGCAGGGGUCUGAAGGCCACUAAGGAGUUCUGGGCUGCUGACAUCAUCUUUGCCGAGCGGGCUUAUUCCGCAGUGGUUUUUGACAGCCUCGUGAACGUCGUGUGUCACACCUGCUUCAAGAGGCAGGAGAAGCUCCAUCGCUGUGGGCAGUGCAAGUUUGCCCAUUACUGUGACCGCACCUGCCAGAAGGAUGCUUGGCUGAACCACAAGAACGAGUGUUCGGCCAUCAAGAGAUACGGGAAGGUGCCCAAUGAGAACAUCAGGCUGGCGGCCCGCAUCAUGUGGCGGGUGGAGAGAGAGGGCAGCGGGCUCACCGAGGGCUGCCUGGUCUCCGUGGACGACCUGCAGAACCACGUGGAGCACUUCGGGGAGGAGGAGCAGAAGGAGCUGCGGGUGGAUGUGGACACGUUCCUGCAGUACUGGCCGCCCCAGAGCCAGCAGUUCAGCAUGCAGUACAUCUCGCACAUCUUCGGCUUGAUUAACUGCAAUGGUUUCACGCUCAGUGACCAGAGAGGCCUGCAGGCAGUGGGCGUGGGCAUCUUUCCCAACCUGGGCCUGGUGAACCACAACUGUUGGCCCAACUGCACAGUCAUAUUUAACAACGGCAAUCAUGAGGCAGUGAAAUCCAUGUUUCACACCCAGAUGAGAAUCGAGCUCCGGGCCCUGGGCAAGAUCUCAGAGGGAGAGGAGCUGACGGUGUCCUAUAUCGACUUCCUUAAUGUCAGCGAAGAACGCAAGAAGCAGCUGAAGAAGCAGUACUACUUUGACUGCACGUGUGAGCACUGCCAGAAAGGGCUGAAGGAUGACCUCUUCCUGGGGGUGAAAGACAACCCGAAGCCCUCUCAGGAGGUGGUGAAGGAGAUGAUACAGUUCUCCAAGGAUAUGAUGGAAAAAAUUGACAAGGCUCGCACUGAGGGUUUGUACCACGAGGUUGUGAAAUUAUGCCGGGAGUGCCUGCAGAAGCAGGAGCCAGUGUUUGCCGACACCAACAUCUACACGCUGCGGGUGCUGAGCAUCGUUUCCGAGGUCCUCUCCUACCUGCAGGCCUUUGAGGAGGCCUCACACUAUGCCAACAGGAUGGUGGAUGGCUAUAUGAAGCUGUAUCACCCCAACAAUGCCCAGCUGGGCAUGGCUAUCAUGAGGGCAGGGCUGACCAACUGGCAUGCUGGCAACAUCGAGGUGGGGCACGGCAUGAUCUGCAAAGCCUACGCCAUUCUCCUGGUGACACACGGACCCUCCCACCCCAUCACCAAGGACUUAGAGGCCAUGCGGAUGCAGACGGAGAUGGAGCUGCGCAUGUUCCGCCAGAACGAGUUCAUGUACCACAAGAUGCGCGAGGCCGCCCUGAGCAACCAGCCCAUGCAGGUCAUGGCCGAGCCCAGCAACGAGCCAGCGCCGGCUCUGUUCCAUAAGAAGCAAUGAGGACCUGCCUGGUGGGGGAGGGGCGCCGUGCCAGGGGAACAGGGGAGAUGUUCUGGGGGUGGUGGGUUUCUGGGGAGACCCUUGAUGGGGAAGUCAUGGUAACGCUCAAUCUUGUUGCUGUGGGAAUGUACUGCUCUGUGAUUCCCCAGUGUCAUUUUUGUUCAUUUCAAUUCAGUUCAAUUCAAUUUAACUCUCCCAGCUCAGCCCAGCUCAACUCAUCCUACAAAUAUUCACUGGAUGCUAGACCCUAGGGAUAAAGAAGCUCCAAAUGCAGCUGCGGAGGCAAAAUGUAAACAAACAGAACCCAGUGUGAUCAUAGAUGCAAUGGUCAACUCUCUGGAGGGGGGCAGUGGAGGGCAUGUGUCUGGCGUGUGUGUGUGUGUGCGUGUGCUGGCGAGGGUGUCACGGAGGAGAUGACAUCUGAGCUGAGGGUGGCAGCUACCUGCUCACCCAUCUGUGCAGGUGUCCCUGGAAUAGUCAGGAUUUGCUGACUGGGAUGGGUGAUGUCCCGUGUCCUUAGGUGAGUGUGGAGUGAAAAAGAAGAGGCUGUGUGACUGAACCCUCUUCAGAAGGGUACAUAUGCAGAGGGAGAUGGGGGUGUGCCUAAACCACCGGAGGCCUCAGGUUAACUUCCGGGUUCCCAGCAUUAUUCUGAAACUACUUCCAGAACACAAAGAGGGGGUGUUUCCUUUCCCCACCCUCCCUGCCAGGCCUUGUGAUUCCCGUGAUGUCGGGCUACUUGGAUAAUCGUUGAGAUUUUUCUGGCCAUUGGCCUCCUAGGAUUGAAGAAGUCUCUUCAGGAUGAAGCUGAGGGAAAAACUUGGAAACCCACAUAUCUGGUGAUCAUGGGUUCAGCCGAAUUGGCCUUUGGGUGUUUGAUUUGUUUACAUGUGCCUGGGUGGCCUUUACCAGCUUAGAAUUUGUUGCUGGCUCCCAGUAAAUCUCUAUUUUUAGAGAUUUAUGAUGAGUAAUUAUGACUUCCCUUGCUAAAUUUCUUUCAUUGUCCAUGCCCCGGGUCCUCUGCUUUUCUUACCAGAAGGAAUGUCCCAUCUGGAAUCUGCACACCUAGGUUAGGACCUCUUUGGGGGUGUGACCAACUUGCCCUCAUCUCCUGGGAGCCUGCUCUGGUUUCCACCCAAGAGUGAGAGUCUUGGGAAUCAACCAAUCUAGCUGUCCCAUUGUCCUGGGACAACUGUCCCACUGUAUCUUCUGGGAUCCCCAAACCUCUCACCAAAGCCCUCCGUUUGAGAAUGUCACCAAGUCUUGUAUACCCUCCGGGACCACCCUUGACCCCAGAGCUCUAGCUAACAUCCUGAAGUCAGGUGUUCCCACCAGGCCCCGUAUUAGUCAUCUGUGCCUAAAGUGUCAGUUCCUCCAUCCCCACCCUUUCAACCUCAGAAUGACCCACUGCCUCCCUUAUAACCUGACCAACAGCUCUGCCAAUGUGCUGUAAACUUUAUCCAAAAACUCUGCAAAGGUGCCACUUCUUUGUAGAAUACUCGUACCUGGAAUUUGGCUCUUCAUCGAAGACACCUGCUUCUCUAGAACUUUCACAGGGAGACUGACAGUUCUUCCAAGCCCAUGUGCUACAUGUCUAAGGAGGGCACCAGCCCUCUCCCAGGGACCCAACUGUGCCAGUUCAAAUGGCAUCUCUUAUACCCUCAUAUAAAACCUUCCCCCAAAUCUCUUCCCUUCUGUGUCACUGUCAUCUGCCACACUACUGGGCAUUCCCCCACAUUCAUGGUCCUCUCCUCCAUCCCCUCUUCCUCAAAUUUGGUGUCUUUGAAGUCCACUUUCACGAAUCAUCUAUACCUCUUGCUUCACAGAUUCUUUUUUUUUUAACUUUUCAUAAUCAAUUUAAUAGAGCAGAG